Gastrolobium bilobum is the source of this 1749-nucleotide messenger RNA. Its product is annotated as F-box/FBD/LRR-repeat protein At1g13570-like. Gene Ontology annotation, molecular function: protein binding. NCBI's taxonomy places the organism in Eukaryota, Viridiplantae, Streptophyta, Magnoliopsida, Fabales, Fabaceae. The coding region runs from base 281 to 1579 and encodes 432 amino acids. The record is from RefSeq and is a predicted model, not a curated record. The transcript is spliced from 5 exons.
CUUACGCUGGGCCUCGAUCUCCAACGCACUCUAAAUCCCCAUCUUCAAUCUAGGUCGAGUUUUGAAAUUUGAAUACUGUUGCUGCUGAUUCUUCUGUGUAUAAUCUCAGUUUCAAUUGACUCACAGACACUAUCGGAUCUAACCGUUCUCUCCAACAGUGGCUUUCGCUCCACCAAUUUGUCAUUGAUUUCCCUGCACUUCGUGUUAUCAAGUGCGACUUUCACUUAGCUAUCACUCCCAAAGAUUACGUGUUUUGCCUGGAAAUACUUAUUAGCUUGACAUGGUAAAAGAACAAUCCCAGCCUCCUUGCCAAACAGAUGUGGAUCCAGAUAGAAUCAGUUGCUUACCAGAUCAUGUAAUAGAUCAAAUUCUCGCAUAUUUGCCGAUUAGGGAAGCAGUGGGAACAAGUAUUUUAUCCAGAAAAUGGAGGUACAAAUGGGCCACAGUACCAAAUCUUGUGUUCGAUAACGACACUCUCUUGUAUUAUACCCUAGCAGACUCUUCCAUUGACAUGAACAAGCUUGUGAGUUAUAUUGAUCAUGUACUCUUACUCCAUUCUGGGCCAAUCAACAAGUUCAAGGUCUCCAAUCAUGAACUUACUGGUGUCAGCGCUAUUGAUCGUUGGACUCUUCAUGUAUCCAGGAGGUCAGUUGAAGAGUUUGUGCUGGAAAUCUGGAAAGGGCAACACUAUAAGAUACCCUCAUGCUUAUUUUCUUGUCAAAGUUUGAAGCAUUUAGAGUUAUUUAAUUGUUGGCUUAAACCUCCAUCAAAAUUUCAAGGCUUCAGGAACUUGAAGAGUCUUGAUCUGCAAAAUGUUACCUUGGCUCAAGAUGAUUUUCAAUACUUGAUAUCCAGCUGCCCUCUGCUUGAACGGUUGACAUUGGCGAACUUUCAUGGUUUAACUCGUCUUAAUAUUGAUGCACCAAAUCUCCAGUUUUUUUACAUUGAAGGUAAUUUUGAGGCUAUUAGCUUUGAGAACACUUUUCGAUUGGCUGUGGUAUCCAUUGGUUUGGAUGUGAACUUUGAAAACAAUAAGCAAGGAGGUUUUAGCAAUUUGCUCAAUUUUUUUGCUCAUCUACCUCACAUACGAAGGCUGGAGAUUCAAAGCUAUUUUUUAAAGUAUUUGGCAGUAGGGGUUGUGCCACCAAAGCUGCCUAGACCAUGCAUUGAUCUAAGUUUUCUUUCCAUACGCAUAAACUUCAAUGAUUCGAAGGAAAUUUCAGCUGCUCUGUGCCUGUUACGAAGCUCACCUAAUCUACAAGAACUAGAAAUAUUGGCUCGAACUGAGGAGGAGACUGUUCUAUUUAAACGCAACUAUUGUUGGGAAGAUGACCGGUUGAGCUGUCCAGUUCCAGUCAUGCAUUUGCGAUAUGUGAGGAUACAUCGCAUCACUGGUGUUAAAUCUGAAUUAGAUUUUAUCAGCUUUCUACUUCUACAUUCUCCUGUGCUAGAAAGGAUGACUGUGAAGGCUGUGUUAAACGGCGGAUUAGAGUUUAUGUUGAUGGAAGAACUAUUGCGGUUCAGGAGAGCUUCACCACGAGCUGAGAUUAUUUAUCAGGAAUAUCAGGAAUCUUCUUAACGCUUUUAUUAUUAUUAUUAUUUUUCUGGUGAAUGUAUAUCAUUCCCGAAUUUUUUUUGUUUGACUUGCACUUAACUGAUAACUAUUAAGCCAUGGCAUUCUAUGAUAGGAAGAAGCUAUCGUGUAUUUUGAAACUAAGCUUUUUGUACGUUUUAUGAUAGAAAGAAGCU